This is a messenger RNA of Triticum urartu, 3583 nucleotides long. NCBI's taxonomy places the organism in Eukaryota, Viridiplantae, Streptophyta, Magnoliopsida, Poales, Poaceae. The record is from RefSeq and is a predicted model, not a curated record.
ACAGGCAAUCGCAGGCGAAAAUGUCAAGGUGUGAACGUGGACGAUGAUGCACCGGAUAGGCAAUAGCAGCCAAUCCUUGACCCAUUUCUCUUUCCUUCGCCUGAGAGCGACCUGAGAACAGAGGAUCAAACAAAAAGGAGCCGUGAGCAGCUUGUGUCCCGUUCCUCUCGUGCUCUUUCUUCACCAGCCCGGCCAUUCAUUGGUUCCCUUCGCUAGCUUCCUCAGAAAGCCAUGCAGAUGCAGCCACGCCAUUGCCCAAGCAGGAGGCCUUUCCUCGGCCUGGCGCUCUUGCUGCUGGUCCUCGUCUUGGUCUCGCCGGCCAGCUCCUGCACGGAGCAGGAGAGGAGCUCCCUCCUCCAGCUCCUCGCUGGGCUCUCGCGGGACAACGGGCUCACGGCGUCCUGGCAGAGGGACAUGGACUGCUGCACGUGGGAAGGGAUCACCUGCGGCGGUCCCGAUGGGGCGGUCACUGGUGUUUCGCUGGCUUCUCGAGGCCUCAAGGGAUCCAUCUCGCCGUCCCUGGGUAACCUCACCGGCCUCCUCCGCCUCAACCUGUCACGCAACUCGCUGUCUGGCGGCUUGCCGCUGGAGUUGGUGUCGUCCAGCAGCAUCGUCGUCCUUGACGUCAGCUUCAACCGCCUGACUGGAGGCCUGAGCGAGCUGCCACCUUCAACACCUGCGCUGCCUCUGCAGGUACUGAACAUCUCGAGCAACCUGUUUACAGGAAGGUUUCCAUCUGCUAUAUGGGAGGUGAUGAAGAGCCUGGUUGCACUCAAUGCCAGCACCAACAGCUUUACUGGGCAAAUACCAAUUACGCCCUGUGUGAGUGCGCCAUCUUUGGCCGUGCUCGAACUCAGUUUUAAUGAAUUCAGUGGAAAUAUCCCUCCAGGGCUCAGUAAUUGCUCCGUCCUCGAACUGCUCGGCGCUGGCUACAACAACCUCAAUGGGACUCUUCCGGACGAGCUCUUCAAAGUUACCUCGCUAGAGCACCUCUCUUUACCUAGCAAUGGUUUAGAAGGAGCUAUCAAUGGCAUCAGCAAGCUCAAGAAUCUGAUCACCCUUGAUCUUGGGGGGAAUGGGCUCAGCGGCAGUAUUCCAGAGUCUAUAGGUGACCUGAAGAGAUUGGAGGAGCUGCAUUUGGAGCACAAUAACAUGUCAGGGGAGCUGCCACCAGCUCUGAGCAACUGCACAAAUCUCGUAACAAUUGACCUCAAGAGCAACCAGUUCAUUGGAGAACUUACCAAGGUCAACUUCACAAGCCUGCCCAAUCUGAAAGUUUUGGAUCUUCUCUACAACAACUUCACCGGCACAGUUCCAGAAAGCAUAUACUCCUGCAGCAGGCUGACUGCACUGAGGCUAUCUCACAACAAAUUCCAUGGCCAGUUGUCAGAAAGAAUAGGCAAUCUGAAGUCUCUCUCAUUCCUAUCACUUGUUAAAAACUCCCUUACAGAUAUCACAAGAACACUUCAGAUCCUUAGGAGUUGCAGGAGCCUCACCACCCUUCUUAUCGGAUUCAACUUCAAGGAUGAGACCAUGCCAGAGGAUGUUAGCGUUGAGGGUUUUGAGAAUCUCCAGGUUCUUUCUAUAAAUGAUUGUUCAUUGUCUGGAAAAAUACCUGAUUGGUUAUCAAAGCUGCCAAAUUUGGAGAUGUUAUUUUUACACGACAAUCAGCUCACUGGACCAAUACCUGACUGGAUCAGCAGCCUAAACUUGCUCUUCUAUCUAGACUUAAUGAACAACAGCCUUACAGGGGAAAUUUCGAGUUCCUUAAUGGAUAUGCCAAUGCUAAAGUCGGACAAAACUGCACCUAAGGUCUUUGAGCUGCCUGUUUAUAAUAAGAGCCCAUUUAUGCAAUAUCUCAUGCCCAGUGCUUUUCCUAAAGUACUGAAUCUAGGGAUAAAUAACUUCACUGGCAUGAUACCUGAGAAGAUUGGUCAGUUGAAAGGACUCAUUUCCCUCAACCUGAGCUCCAACCAACUAUCUGGAGAGAUCCCAGAAGCAAUCAGCAACCUCACGAGCCUGCAGGCGCUCGACUUGUCUGGUAAUCAUCUCAUUGGUACAAUUCCAGCUGCAUUAAACAAUCUGCACUUCCUUUCGACAUUCAACAUUUCCAAUAAUGACCUAGAAGGGUCUAUUCCAGAUGUGGGCCAGCUUAGCACGUUUCCAAAUUCUAGCUUUGAUGGCAACCCAAAAUUGUGUGGUCGUAUGCUUGUAAACCAUUGCAGCUCAACUGAAACACCUCUGAUCACCCAGAGACAAAAGAAAAAGAAGGGUAUUUUUGCGCUUGCAUUUGGUGUGUUUUUUGGAGGGCUGGCCAUUCUUUUCUUGCUGGCUCGUCUCCUUGUCUUGCUCAGGGGUACAAAUUUCAUGAGCAAAAGGCAGAGCAACAACAACAAUGACAUAGAGGCAACAUCUUCAAAUCUCAAUUCAGAAUACUCCUUGGUGAUGGUUCCACGAGGCAAGGGAGAACAAAACAAACUCACACUGACGGAUCUCCUGAAAGCUACAAAGAACUUUGACAAGGAUCAUAUCAUUGGCUGUGGAGGCUAUGGGCUAGUCUACAAGGCUGAGCUACCUGAUGGCUCAAAGGUCGCCAUAAAAAAGCUCAAUAGUGAAAUGUGUCUGAUGGAAAGGGAAUUCAGUGCAGAGGUUGAUGCACUCUCCACGGCAGAGCAUGACAAUCUUGUACCAUUCUGGGGUUACUGCAUACAGGGAGAUUCAAGACUGCUGAUAUACUCCUACAUGGAGAACGGCAGCCUGGAUGAUUGGCUUCACAACAGGGACACAGAUGACAACUCAUUUCUUGACUGGCCAAUACGGCUGAAGAUUGCACAAGGAGCAAGUCAGGGUCUAUCUUACAUCCACGAUGGAUGCAAGCCUCACAUUGUUCACCGUGACAUCAAGUCGAGCAACAUCCUACUGGACAAAGACUUCAAAGCUUAUGUUGCAGACUUUGGGCUAUCCAGAUUGAUCUUCCCCAACAGAACUCAUGUGACGACUGAGUUGGUCGGUACUCUCGGUUACAUCCCCCCAGAGUACGGGCAGGGAUGGGUAGCCACACUGAGAGGUGAUAUGUACAGUUUUGGUGUGGUCCUGCUUGAACUGGUCACGGGGAGGCGGCCUGUUCAAAUCUGUCCCAGGUCAAAAGAGCUUGUCAAGUGGGUACAGGAGAUGAGAUCCAAAGGGAAGCUGAUUGAAGUUCUGGAUCCAACGCUUCGAGGCACAGGAUAUGAAGAGCAGAUGCUGAAGGUGCUUGAAGUUGCUUGCCAGUGUGUCAACCACAAUCCUGGAAUGAGGCCAGCCAUACAGGAGGUGGUAUCUUUCCUGAACAGCGUAGAUGCUAACCUUCAGAAGCAAAAUUCAGUUAGCUCACAAUGUAGAUAGCAAAUUAUGCUGCAGUGUGCAGAGUAGAUCUUAUAGUUUAUAAGCAAGAGCUGCAAGUUCUGUGCUCACUAGCCUGAUUAGUUCUUUUGUACAGAUUGUGACCUGGCCCUAUACGGAAAUCUUGUAAUUCAUCUCCUCUUCCCCUCUUCGCAACACAAACUGUGUGCCAUGAGUAAUGAUAACAAGCAGUUGCUCGGUU